AUGGCAGCAUUGAGGCAGGAGUAUAGUUAUGGUCUCUCAGGUGCCCAAAUCAGCAAAAACACCACCAACCAAAGUUUGUACCACAUUAAACUGACUGACAGCGUGAUCCAGAUGCUGGAAACUUAUCAGAACUUGAAGACUUCACUAUCAAAUCAGCCAACUAUUUGCUUCAAGGAGAACCAGGUGUACAUGAAGAUUCCAGCACCGACCCCGGAUGCCCCUGAUGCCACAAUGAUUAUCAGGUUCAACUUGUCCAGUGAUGGCAGCGAGAACCCACAGUCCAGCUUUGAGUGUAUUCAGCAGUAUGGCUCAGGGGACAACAGCGACCACCUGGAGAGCAAGGGCCAUAUUCAGGGCAAGAUUACAGUUUGUGCCACAGAACAGCCCUACCAGACUGCGCGGGACUACCUGACUCAGAUGGAGAACGCCAGACGGAAACGCUCAGCAAUUGAGAUCGAGCGGAGGCCAAGUAAGUUUGGAAAGGUCCAGAGGAUGCAGAGUCGAAAGCCAGGCUCACACACCAGCAGCAGCAGCAGCAGUAGCAAGAGGAGCCAGGUUCUCAGCCCUGUGGCACGCUGGCCCUUGAGGGAUCGGCUUAUUCAUCGGCUCGCGUUAAGGCCCAAACCUGAUCUGCUGCUGUGGUUGGAGAGAGAGAGAGCCGAUUCAGAGGACAUGGCUGAGCUGACCCCAGUGUUGGAGGAGGUCAGCAACUGGAACCCAGCUGCUGACUGCUACUGUCUGAAGCCUGGGCUCUUCACACACGUCCAGAGAGACUGGCCUGGCUAUAAGAUUGAGGAGAAGCAGCUCAUCAACAGGCUCCUGAAGCCUGCGCCUCCACAGAUGCCCUGUCACGGAGUUGGGACUUCUGGAAACCCCCACAGCUCAGCCCUGUCCUCUGCAGACCUCCACAAAGGCCACACAGGAGAGAACGCGACGGCUACUUUAACCUCAGUGACUCCACUCCCCGACUAUGUCGUCAAAUACAGCACCAUCACAAAACUGGAGCAGCGGCAGAAGUAUGAAGAGGAGUUUGACGCCAAGUAUCAUGAAUAUCAAGUUAUUCAUGACCGGAUCGCCGCUGCCACAGAGAAGUUUGUGCAGAUGAGCUCUGAGCUGGACACGCUGCCUCCUGGGACGGAAGCUUAUCAGCAAAUGCAGGACCAUGUACUGGAAAAGUACAGACUCUAUCAGAAAUGGUUUCCUGGAUAUCUGAAAGACAAGAAGAAAUGUGUGUAUCUUCACCAUAAACUGGUGCAUAUGAAACAGAGGAUUGCAGAAUAUGACCAAACACAGGAGACCCGGGUGUGA
Messenger RNA from Thalassophryne amazonica, 1308 nucleotides. RefSeq names its product RNA polymerase II elongation factor ELL-like. Gene Ontology annotation, molecular function: cis-regulatory region sequence-specific DNA binding. The record is from RefSeq and is a predicted model, not a curated record. NCBI's taxonomy places the organism in Eukaryota, Metazoa, Chordata, Actinopteri, Batrachoidiformes, Batrachoididae. Gene Ontology annotation, cellular component: transcription elongation factor complex. Gene Ontology annotation, biological process: transcription elongation by RNA polymerase II; snRNA transcription by RNA polymerase II; positive regulation of transcription elongation by RNA polymerase II.